AUGACAAAAGUAGUUUGCAGAGCGACCAACCGCACUAUUGUGGGCCUUCCUUUGUGUCGUAAUCCGGACUAUCUGGAGCUCACCACCCAAUUCGCUGCUGAUGUUGUCACAAUGAGCUCCAUCCUCCGAUUGGUACCUCCAUUCCUGAGGCCGAUUAUCAACCACCUGUUUACCAAGCUCCCUCAACGUCUUCAGCGGGGAAUGAAGCACCUCAAGCCGAUCAUCGACUCUCGCAGGGAAGAACAAGAAAAGAUUGGUAAUGGUUAUGAGAAGCCGCUAGAUUUCCUGUCGUGGCUUAUGGAAGCGGCCCAGGGUGAGGAGCAAACUAUAGAGAAUCUUACAAGACGAGUUUUGGUUGUGAAUUUUGCAGCGAUCACACGUCUUCGAUGGGAAUUCCAGCCAUUUGUGCAUGCCCUCUUCUAUUUAGCCGCCCUACCCGAAUACAUUGGGCCUCUUCGCGCAGAAGUUGAAGAGGUCAUCGAACGCGAGGGCUGGUCCAAAGAGGCUCUGGAUCAGAUGCACAAGGUCGACAGUUUCAUCAAGGAGUCGCAGCGAAAGACCUCGCUGGGCACUCUCGUAAUGGUACGAAUUGCCAAGGAGGAUUACACAUUCGCGGAUGGCACCCAUAUUCCUCAAGGAACUACGGUGGGCGUCAAUCUUGCACAAGCACAUCACGACCCAGAAACAUACGAAAAUCCCAAAGAGUUUGACGGCUUCCGCUUUGCGAAAAUGAGGCUCCAGCAGGAUAGUAAGAAAUAUGAUAUUGUUUCCACCUCCCCAGAGUUCUUCACUUUCGGAUACGAGCGUCAUGCGUGCCCUGGACGCUACUUCGCAGCUUGCGAGCUCAAGAUCAUGCUCGCGCACAACUACGACGUGAAGACGGAGAAUGAGGGCCCACGUCGCGACGCCAGACGUGAGGGAUCGGUGUCGAUUGGUGAGCGGAGCUCGGGGCAGGGGGUGGAGGGAAAUGGCUCAGAGCUCCCUGGCGGAGUUUGA
Laccaria bicolor S238N-H82 is the source of this 996-nucleotide messenger RNA. RefSeq lists its product as uncharacterized. Bases 1 to 996 code for a protein of 331 amino acids. NCBI's taxonomy places the organism in Eukaryota, Fungi, Basidiomycota, Agaricomycetes, Agaricales, Hydnangiaceae. The transcript has 7 exons. Gene Ontology annotation, molecular function: heme binding; oxidoreductase activity, acting on paired donors, with incorporation or reduction of molecular oxygen; monooxygenase activity. The record is from RefSeq and is a predicted model, not a curated record.